CCUCCAUCCCAGAAAGAUGACUUGCUCCAGCCUGUGCUAUCCAGAAUGCGGAGUGGCCCGGCCAUGUCCGGUCACUGGUACCUGCAACGAGCCAUGCGUUAGGCAGUGCCAAGACUCCGAAGUGAUCAUCAGACCCUCACCAGUUGUCGUGACCAUCCCAGGACCCAUUCUCAGCAAUUUCCCUCAACACAGUGCAGUGGGAGCUGUAGGAGCACCUGUGGUCGGACCCGGUUUUGGAGGCACAUUCGGUCCUGGGGGAUUUGGCUAUGGAGGCCGUUACGGAGGAUGGUACGGUUUAGGCGGGUAUGGUGGUUAUGGCUACCCUUACGGUUAUGGGGGAUUAGGCUAUGGAGGCCAUUACGGAGGAUGGUACGGUUUAGGCGGAUAUGGUGGUUACGGCUACCCUUAUGGGUAUGGGGGAUUAGGCUGUUAUGGGGGACUAGGUGGUUACCUGGGUGGUUAUGGUUUCGGCGGAGUAUGUGGUUCCGGGGUAUCUUGCCAUAGGUACCUCAGUGGAAACUGUGGGCCAUGCUAA
This is a messenger RNA of Mauremys reevesii (Reeves's turtle), 535 nucleotides long. RefSeq names its product claw keratin-like. The record is from RefSeq and is a predicted model, not a curated record. NCBI's taxonomy places the organism in Eukaryota, Metazoa, Chordata, Testudines, Geoemydidae. Gene Ontology annotation, molecular function: structural constituent of cytoskeleton. The coding region runs from base 17 to 535 and encodes 172 amino acids. The transcript has a single exon. Gene Ontology annotation, cellular component: intermediate filament.